This is a messenger RNA of Aspergillus melleus, 2523 nucleotides long. RefSeq lists its product as uncharacterized. Lineage: Eukaryota; Fungi; Ascomycota; Eurotiomycetes; Eurotiales; Aspergillaceae. The coding region runs from base 1 to 2523 and encodes 840 amino acids. The record is from RefSeq and is a predicted model, not a curated record. The transcript is spliced from 2 exons.
AUGGCCGCUACAGAUCUAGCUGUCGCGCAGCAAUUACAGGGCGCGCUGGUGGGUUCGGUGAAAGUGUGUCAAUUUGAAUCACUGCGGUUUGAUGGUUUGGAUGUCUGCGGAUCACGAACCCUCAACCAAGGCAAUGUCCGCCGAUUGAUCCAUCGCUUUGAUCAGGAAGGCUGUCGCAGGCUGGAUCCUCUAACAUGGAUUCCUGCAGAAAUGGCACCUCCGGAUCUUGAGCAGAUAAUGGCUACAAAUUCGCUGACUAGAUUGUCCUUGGAAAACCCAGCAAGCAUCAGCUUGCCUCCUGGGUUUUCCAUAUACUGCUUCCAAGGUCAGCACCGACUGUCAGCCGCCGCCGAGUGGCUCAAUCCGAACGAACAUUGGUGGAUUCUAUGCCUCUAUGAUGCCACCAAAUUAACUCCCGCCGCGCGGAGAAAAUUGCGCGAGUCUGAGGCGAGCGCUCAAGAGUUCAGUGACGGCGAUAUAUUCCGGAGCGUGCGAUACUAUCAGAGGCGCGGCGAGAUGGAGGCUGCGGGGGAAUGGUUGGCGAAGUGGUCACCAUCGAAAUGCCGUGAUUUCAAGGAAAUCUAUCAACCCAAGGUUGACAACCACGCGGCCUUCCGCGAGAGCCUUGAUAAUCUCCUACAAUUCCCUGCGCUUUGGAGCCCCUGGCUCAUGGGUCUGCAUUUAUCCAGUCUCAAAAUCCCAGAGGAACUUGCCUCUUGUCUGAGUCACAUCAAUACCGCCUGGGUUAGCCUGACUUGCAAUCAGCCGCACCUGCUAGACACCGAGACAGUUGAGCAACUUGAAGGACGAUGUCCUUCUCUCUCUAAGGCCGACCGCUUGCACAUAGAUCAUUUGUUUGACGAGAAUACCGUGUUCGCUGCCUGUUCAGAUACCCAGCUCCGUUCAGAACUCCGGCAGGCUGCCCUAGGGUAUACUGGGAUUAUCCCGUCUCUACGGAUGUUCCUCGAAAACAUUAAAUACAUCCGACCCAUGGUAUACGUUAUUAAACGACUCCUGCCUCCCAGAUUCAGAGGAACAAUCCGUCAGACAAUGUUUCGCUACUAUGUUCGCCCACAGAAUAACCGGUUCCCGAUCCAGAUUUCCGAGAGCUGCGUUGAGGAAAGGCCACACCCGAACGAUGACUAUGGCUUUUGGUCGGCAUAUCGGCAGGUGUUUCUCUUUGCCAUGCGUCACUUCUAUGGUCUUUCUGAUGCGCCCCCACUUGGUCAUAACCGUUACUCGCCAUUGGGACAGGUGCCCGAUUCCCAAAAUCUAUGGAUUCAGUUUAAAGAACUCACUCGUACGGUUGGGCUCAUCCUGCCUGGCUCUCGCAUCUCUACAAGACCUGCCCAGUAUAACCCAGAGUUCGCCGCUAUCUAUAACCUCCUGACGCGCCUUCGACCACCAAGGGAUUUCGAGUAUGAUCCGUCUAUCAUUACACAGUGCAGCACUCAGGUUGCGGGCGUACUUCAGAAUAUAAAGCAGCGGCGAAUCCCACAGCAAUGUCCUGCUCUCGCCAUAGAUGUCCAGGAACACUGGUCACUGGACAGACGCUGUGGUAUGACGGAUAUUGGAAGCUUUUUUUCGGACCAGAACUAUCUGUUCCUACAGCAUAUAUACUACCCCCAAAGCACCAUGCAUGGUCAAGACUUGUCAACAUUCGCUGUGAAGAGAGAUUUCUUCACGUCCUUUUUCCCUGGAUUUCUAGACAGCCCUGGCAUGACAGAGCCCAUAUCUGACUGCUCGGUUAACCUAGAACCUGCAGCUGAUGCGCCUCUACCGAACGAGAUGAUCGGACCCGGACCAAUGACUACAGUGGUCCACGAUGACACAGAUAUGAGCGAAGAGCCUCAGAUGCCAACUAGAAACCUUUCUGCGACGGAGCAAACUCAGGAUAUGUCGCCUCUCCAGUUGCACGUACUGCCAGCCUUAGUUAAUGACAUCGGAAGCGUGAACGCAAUUAUGCCCAUCAAUCAGGUGCCUGAACCAUCCCAUCAAGAACUGGUUCUAUUCGACGAAGCACGCCAAUAUACGGAAGCCGAAACUCAAGUCAGUACAUCCCUGACUAAUGAUGCACUUGGCUGUAUCAAAUCACAGACCGUGGAUGCAUGUACUUACUCGACGACACUAUCCCCGGGAAGGUUUCAUGCUCUCUUUCGCAGGCAAGCACGUGGGAAUGUUCCUUACGGCGCAUUCUACCACGUAGAUACAAAGGAGAUCCUUUGCCUCUUAUGCUCGAGCCUUGAUAAACUCCCCGACUUGCUCCCGGGGCUAGCGAAAUUUUGGUUUGCAAAGGCCACCAAAGUGCCUGGAGCCGGCGAAAACCUUAAACUUCUGCCAGUGGAAGACGUCGUAUCCUUUCUGAACCGGGGACCAGAGCUCUUUUUCCUGGGCGUCUGGGGUAGCGGAUACGGCGCAGAAUUAUUAAACAUCGAUCAGGAUGUUGGCACAACAGAACAACUUGCCUUACCACGGUUCAAUAUCGUCGAAAAGAGGUGGGAGUUAAUGCCGUGCGCAGAAUAG